Xyrauchen texanus (razorback sucker) is the source of this 5971-nucleotide messenger RNA. RefSeq names its product putative interleukin-17 receptor E-like. The transcript has 17 exons. NCBI's taxonomy places the organism in Eukaryota, Metazoa, Chordata, Actinopteri, Cypriniformes, Catostomidae. The record is from RefSeq and is a predicted model, not a curated record. Gene Ontology annotation, molecular function: interleukin-17 receptor activity. Bases 47 to 1654 code for a protein of 535 amino acids.
UGAACAGGUUUGUACAAGAGCUUCAGCACACCAACACUGACUGAACAUGAAACACCUUCUGCUGAUGCUCAUCCUUCAGAUCGUUCAGAUCCACAUGGACCAAAUGGAGAGGAACCAAGACUGUGCAUGGCAUUGUUCUGAGGGACUACACUGUAAACGAAGAGCUUACUCUCCACUGUCAGUAUCUCGCUGCAAGAAUCAACCUGUUAACAGCACCGUAUUCUCUAAAGUGAUUCUGUCCACUGUUUUGGGAUGUGAGGGGAGAACCUGUUCACUUCAACUCAGAAUUGCAACCUCAGUGAAUAUUACCGAUGAGAUCCGUGGAGUUUCAGUGUGUGCCGACUCUGCGGGGAUGAUGGGACAUUGUCAGAUUUAUAAAUUUGUCCAAGUUGCCGGUGGAAAUGAAACAGGAAAACAGGUGGAUGUGCAGUUUAAGUGUGUCCCUGUUAGACCUGGACAGCAUUUGUUUGUAACUCUCAAAACUGUUCCAAACUACUGUAAGGCCACGUGGAUACAAAGACACCUUGUUCCCGAAUGCAGUCAUGAAGGCAUCAGAGAUGAAAUUGCAGAGUGCAUCAGUAAAUGUAUUCAUUAUAAUGUCACAAUAUUCAUUGAGUUAUUUUUUAUGAUAGUUAAUGCCUUAAUGUAUGUUAUCAUUGUAGCUGGAAAGCUAGUGUAUACUGUAGAUAAAACCAGGAGGGAGAUAACGGUGUCAGUGACUCAUGCUCCUGAAGACACAGAUUAUAAUCUCAGGCUCUGCCAUAAACGUAGUGCCAUUUGUACAGGGGAAGGGACACACAAAAUGAUCAAACCACCAAAUGUACACAGAAGCAUAACUUUCCAGUAUUCAAAAGCCCUACCCUGUUUGUGCAUUGAGGGCUGGCCUGCCAGAGUUGAUGCAAGGAGAGUUCAAGUGUGUCCAUUCAGAAAUAAUUUGGAAGAGUUGUGGUCUGGGAUAUCCUAUGACCCAUACAAGGAAGAAUUAAAAUGGGAGCCAUUGUGUCCUGUCAAAGUGUCUGUUUCUCUUUGCCAUGCUGAUGGAGGAAAUAACUGCCGGGACCUUGGAAAUGUAUUCUAUUCCGAAGGACAAAACGUGAUAUUCUCUUCCAUGGAUCCACACCCUAUGCUUUGCACGAAGUUUACCACUGAUGGCGAAACAUGGAUAAAGUGUCCUUUCGCCAAAGGGAAUUUCACAGUUUGGAGAGUACAGUUUGCAUCCAGGGAUGGUCAGCACUGGGCAGAGAUAUCAUCUUGGGUCAAAGCCAACUUUUCUGUUGCCCUCUGUGAGACAAAACCAUCCUCUCAGUGCAAACAAAUGGAGAGAAACAUAUCACAAAUCAUAUCUGUGGACAGCAUGAAGCACACAGCUUUCAACUUUUCUAGAAGUGCAUGUGAAGCGUGUGUUUGCAUCCAGGUGCAGAGGGUGGAUGUACAGUUUUCAGUCCCUGUUCUACAGUGUGAAUUGCAGUGUUCAAAUUGGUGUCGUUACCCGGAAAGAAGUUACAUUCAGGAGAUGGAGAAGAUCAUCAUGCUUGCUGCCAUUAUUCUGACAGUGAUCUUGGCAGUUGCCUUAGUCGGUAAAAUGAUGAUAAGAGAUGGAGGCAAGAGGAGAACGGUGUGGACAAAAGUUGCGUGUCAUGGGACGAGACAGUGACACAUACAGCAAGUGAGGAUGUGGAUUGUGGGACAGUUCUCAAUGCAGGAUAUUUGACUUUAUUAUUAGGACUGAAGCUCCAUCAUGACAACAUAAUUCUUACAUCUUGUAUGAUGCAUGCAUGAAUGUUGUAAAAGCUGAUAAAUGUAUAUAAAUGCAAUUGAUAUGUCUGUAUGAACGUUUAUAAUGAAUAAUUGAGGGCUGAAUGCAACAUCUGCUGUAAGAUGCACAAUGUUUAUAAUGCACAAGAAUAUUCUCAUCCCAAACAAAUAAUUGUGUACAUAGAUUUUAAAGGGGAAGUGUGUAAUUUAUGUGCAUAUAGAGUCACCAAACAGAAUUGCAAAAAGAAUGACAAUUUUCCAAACAAAAUUGUAAGCACUCCCCCUCUCUUUCAUUGGUGGACUGAGCAGAUUGUCCCUCCCCAAACUUAUACAAUUGGUCUUGCCAAGUUUGCUUCCUGAGCUGGCCGAGAUAGCCAAAGAACCACAGUAUUUACACUUGUCAGGGAAAUCUGCCCACAAAUGGCUUACUUGUAGCGGUCUCUCCCUUAUAAGCUUGGAUGGGAGAAAGCAUUUUAACAUCAUAAAAAAAUUACACUUAACCUUUAAAGCGUAUAUGUAUAAAAAAAAAAAAAAAAAAGGCUGAGAUUAAGACAGUGACACACAUUAAUUGUUUCCUGUCAUAUCAUUCAUUCAGACUUUGCACAAUGACAUUUUCUUGUAGCCUAUGUUACCUUUUUGUACAGCAGGGGGCAGUGUUUGUCACAAAUGAAUGGAUGUCUCAGCAAUGAGAUUUCUUUUUUUGCUUUGUGGCUUUAUAUUUCUCUCACGUAGUGCUUGAAACUAGGUCACAAAUGGGUGGUCAGCUUAUACAGACAUUUGUAUAACCCUGUGUCUCAGUUCACUGCCAUAGAAAGUUUGCAUAUAUCUGUUACUGAAACCUGUGUCUGUGUUAGCUGUGAUGUUCCCAUCAUCAAGAUUAUCUGACACUUUUCUCUGCACCCAAGGAAAAAAAAAAACACUCGGAGAUACAGAUGCAGAGAUACUGUAUAUCUUUUUCAAUGGUGCGGCUUCGUGCUUUUUGGAGGGGCAGGGUGGAUUUGGUGCUGGGGUGUGCUGAUGAAAACAUUCCUGAAGUAUAGAGUAAAGCCCAGACAAUAGAGCUCAAUCACAGAUAUAGGAAAAUACAGCAAACCAAGAGAGAUUUUGGAUGGAUGCCACCAUUGCCGCCCCAUUUUAUGGUUCCAUUCUGUCUCCAAUCUAGAUAAGUAGAGUAUAAUAAAUGUAGUUUAAAAGAAAAGACCCUGCUGGUCUUUUCAGAGGUGUUAUACAGUUGAAGUCAGAAGUUUUCAUACACCUUAGACAAAUACAUUUAAACUCAGUUUUUCACAAUUCCUGACAUUUAAUCAUUGAAAACAUUCCCUGUCUUAGGUCAGUUAGUAUCACUUCUUUAUUUUAAUGGGAUAUGUCAGAAUAAAAGUAGAGAAUUAUUUAUUUCAGCUCUUAUUUCUUUCAUCACAUUCCCAGUGGGACAGAAGUUUAAAUACUCUUUGUUAGUAUUUGUUAGCAUUGCCUUUAAAUUGUUUAACUUGGGUCAAAUGUUUUGGGUAGCCUUUCACAAGCUUCUCACAAUAAGCGCUUUAGCGCUUUGAGUGCAAGAAAAGCGCAUUAUAAAUAAAAGGUAUUAUUAAUAAGUUGCUGGAAUUUUGGUCUAUUCCUCCAGACAGAACUGGUGUAACUGAGAGGUUUGUAGGCCUCCUUGCACGCACACGCUUUUUCAGUUCUGCCCACACAUUUUCUUGCAUAUUGAGGUCAGGGCUUUGUGAUGGCCACUGCAAUACCUUGACUUUGUUGUCCUUAAGCCAUUUUGCCACAACUUUGUAGGUAACUUCAUUGUCCAUUUGGAAGACCCAUUUGCGACCAAGCUUUAAAUUCCUGGCUGAUAUCUUGAGAUGUUGCUUCAGUAUAUCCACACAAUUUUCCUUCUUCAUGAUGCCAUUUAUUUUGUGAAGUGCACCAGUCCCUCCUGCAGUAAAGAACCCCCACAACAUGAUGCUGCUACACCCAUGCUUCACAGUUGGGAUGGUGUUCUUUAGCUUGCAAACCUCACCCUUUUUCCACCAAACAUAAUGAUGGUCAUUAUGGCCAAACAGUAAAUUUUUGUUUCAUCAGACCAGAGGACAUUUCUCCAAAAAGUAAGAUCUUUGUCCCCAUGUGCACUUGCAAACUGUAGUCUGGCUUUUUUAUGGUGGUUUUGGAGCAGUGGCUUUUUAAUUGCUGAGCAGCCUUUCAGUUUAUGUCGAUAUAGGACUUGCUUUACUGUGGAUAUAGAUGCUUGUCUACCUGUUUCCUCCAGCAUCUUCACAAGGUCCUUUGCUGAUGUUCUGGGGAUUGAUUUACACUUUUUGCAAAAACUACAUUUAUCUCUAGGUGACAGAAUGCAUCUACUUCCGGAGAGCUAUGAUGGCUGUGUGGUCCCAUGGUGUUUAUACUUGCAUACUAUUGUUUGUACAGAUGAACGUUAUACCUUCCGGCAUUUGAAAAUUGCUCCCAAGGAUGAAACACACUUGUGCAGGUCCACAAUUUGGCUGAUUACUUUUGAUUUUCCCAUGAUGUCAUUGAAAGAGGCACUGAGUUUGAAGUUAGGCCUUAAAAUAAAUCCACAGAUACACCUCCAAUUCAGUACACCUAUCAGAAUCUAACUGACAAACUGUCUAAAGGCUUGACAUAAUUUUCUGGAAUUUUCAAAGCUGCUUAAAGGCACAGUUAACUUAGUUUAUGUAAACUUCUGACCCACUGAAAUUGUGAUAGUCAAUUAAAAACAAAACAAUCUGUCUGUAAACAAUUGUUGGAAAAAUUACUCAUGUCCUGCACAAAGUAGUAUCCUAAAAGACUUGCCAAAACUAUAGUUUGCUAAUAUUACAUCUGUGGAGAGGUUACAAAAUGAGUUCAACCUAAGUGUAUGUAAACUUCUGACCUUAACUGUAGAUGUUUAAAAUGUGCUAAUAAGUAUCAGCAACUGAAUAGGUGGGGUAUCUUUGAUCACACCUUGUACUGAAAUUCCUAGAGUUCAAGCGAGAGUAGCUGUGUGUGCGUUAGUACUGGAGUGUUUUUGAAUGGGGUAAACACUGUAAAUCAUGCUCAUGAGAAACAGUUGGCCCAAAUGACCUCAUCGUUGCCUCAAGACUCCACCUGCUGCUUGCGAGACUUCAGCUGGGAGUGAGGCAUUCCGCUUUGAUCCUUUCCAUACGUUUAGUCACAGCUCCUUGCCAGAACACUACCUCUUCUGUGCCUUCCUGAAAGAACGUUUGGCUGGUUGUGCUUUGCUGCGUGAAUCAUUUUUGGUUUUAAGCAUGAGAAAUGAACAAAAGACAUGAAGAAAAAUGACUUUCAUAUGGGAGUGUUGUGGUGUAGUUGUUAAUACUCAGGCUUGGUAAUCGUAAGGUUGUUGGUUUGACUCCCUGCAGAAGCAUCACACAUAUACCCUUGAGCAAAGCACAUACUGUAGGCCCUGUCCCAAAUGACACACUUGAUGUGGACUUGCAGUCUCCUGGCCUUCAUUUGCGUAUGCCCAUAGGGUGUUACAUAUGACAUUUUAGCACUCAGAAGGGUGCUCAAGAGCACCUCCUUUACGCUCCUUUUCCUUCCAAAGUGGUCUACUACCCAACAGCUUAUCCUCUUGACCAAUCACAGCGGACUGGAGUUUCUAGGGAUUUAAUAUUCAAUUUCAAUCAUUGUUUUCUCUGAUUGUCAAUGAUGGAUCUCUUGCUGCGAUAUUGUAUCACUUGUAUCACUUUUAUAAUGUGUGUAUAUAAUUGGUUUAAAAAAAACAAUAUUCAGUUUAACAGAGCUGGAAUCACUCAUAUUCAGUUUCUAUUGAAUAGUUUACUUUUGUUUUCUUGGGGAAGUUUUAUGUUCAUAAAAGCAGCUUAAAACUAAAACUUUGCUAUCAUUGUAUCGAAGAGGAUUGUAGCAUUAUUGUCUCUAAAAUAUCAAGACAUGGGAGAGUUUGUUCCUGCACAAAGAUGUAGCUUGCAAUAAUUAUUAUAUUAAUUUAAAUAGCAACAUCUGUUCUACCGUUGAAAUAUACAGUAUACCUGAAAAAGUGUGACUGUGUGUAUUUUAGAAAGAUAUUUAUGAUCUAUGGCAGUGUGUGAGCCAUAUGUUCUUUCUAUACAUUUGACUGUUUUAAGCACUGGCAUGCAACCAUCCAGGUGUCCGCGUCAUGUUUAUUUGUUCUGUAAGUAUUUAAAAAGAUGGGUUUUUUGUUGUUGUUGUUGUUGUUAUAUGUGUGAUUUGAAUUUCAGAAGUUUAUGAU